AUUCAAAAACAAAUGAGUGCGUGAUGCUCUUACAUCGUAUUUAAGAAUUCCCCGGCCAGUGUAUAAUUGAAAACGCCAAAAGCAAUUACUUUGAUAAGAUAUCGAAUUGAGCGGCGGAUGAUAAACGACCAUACCAAUACUUCCUCAUCAAAUCAAAUUUUCGUCAAUGCCUGCAAGAGUUAAGCAGCUAACGCUAUCGCUAUUAUCGCCGUGGUUUUCUUCUUUCGCAGCCAUUGCGAUCACCCAAAGUCACAAGCAAACGAAAAUUAAAAUUAUAAAGUGAAAAGAUCCCAAAAAAAAAAGGGUUGAAGCCCCUAUGAUCACUACUAUUUAUCUCAAAAUACUCCCGGGAAAGCAAUAUAGCCAUUAUGGCAUCAUCUAAUGUUAAUACAGGCUUUGCCAAGUGUUUCAUUUCAUUUAUGGCGCUGGUGAUAUUGCUGCAAGGAUGUGUGUAUCUUGCUUUAGCAAUAUACGGAAUAACCCAGGAAAGCUGCCACAAUAAUGGAGUAUCUGACAUAACUGAAAAUCCCUUCGAAUUCAUAAUGCGCUUGAUUUACUUUCAAAAGGAAAGUUGUGGAAAUCCAAAAGUGACAGCACAAGAUUUGCCAAACGAAAUUGUAGUUGAUAUGAAUUGGUCCAAAUCCUUUGCAAUUACAAAUCGAACAUUCAUUUUCUUAAUCACCUAUGCUGCGGUUAGUGCAUUGUGGAUAGCGACCUCGGUACUAGUUUUGGCAUCCAUCUGUGGGCGUGUUACACGAUUUGUAGCGGCAAUUUCAUUUUGGCCAUGGUUUUUGAUCGUAAUUGGCGGAAGCAUUCUCGAUGGAGUAGCAACAGGUUAUUUUGUAGACGACAUCAUACAUACAACUACCGGAAGCGACACAUUUGGAUAUAUCGGAGCAGAUACGACAAACACCGAGUUGAUGAGUGUCCUGGAAAAGUUCGAUGCCUACUUUAUAACACCUGCUGUUGUAAUGGUUUGCUUGAGUUCGCGUCUAGUGCUAAUAUGGCUGCUUAAUAUUUUUGGGACCGGAUUUUGUUUGUCAUUAUCUCACGUUUUGGCAAAAAAUAAUUCUACUUCAUCUCUAAAUGAAGGUCUUUCUAAUUCAUCUCCUACGCAAGCUAUUUCAGAGGCAAGCACUUUCAAUGCUCAAUCAGAGAUUAAACUCCAACAACCUGAAGUAAGGCCCAACCAAUCCAGUUUGAAUCCACAAACGUCAGUUAUCGAACAAAUAAGAAUUCAUCAGCAAACUUCAAUUAAUUCACAUGGUAAUACACCGCCUACACCUUUAAUAGAUCCACCAAAGAUUCGUCGUCUUUCCUCCAUUUCAACGUCAAGAGACAGCGAACAAUUGAAUCCGGCUCAAAACAAUGUAACAUACCGCAACACCGACACACAUCCAGAUCGCCUUGAUUAUCCGGCCGUAAGGACUAGACCGAUUUCACCUGAAUUGCCUAUGGAGCAGGUGUCGCAACUGUCCGUAGAGACGCCGUUAAAUAGUCGUUAUUCGAUAAUUGAUGGUUCGCAGCAGCCAAAUGCCCGAGUUAAUGCAGAACUGCGAAGCCAGUUGCCUUGGUCAUACACCAAUAUAUUAGGUAAUCCUCAGGUGCCACUUAAGCCACAGAGGCCAAUUUACCCAGAUAUACCAAAGCCUGACUACAAUUCAUAAAAUCCUUAGGAGAAUAAAAAAGUUUUAAAAUGUCAGCGUUAAUUUGUACACAUACUUAUGUAUUCGUAUAUGUGCAUAUGUACUAUGUAUAUAUAUGAAAGUUUCCUUUUUUUAAUUUUAAACCACUUGUAGUUCACUAAUAGAAUAACAAAUGAAUUGGGACAAAAUAAAAUUUUUUGGAAUUUA
Messenger RNA from Ceratitis capitata (Mediterranean fruit fly), 1853 nucleotides. RefSeq lists its product as uncharacterized. Lineage: Eukaryota; Metazoa; Arthropoda; Insecta; Diptera; Tephritidae. The record is from RefSeq and is a predicted model, not a curated record. The transcript has 6 exons. Bases 369 to 1667 code for a protein of 432 amino acids.